AUGUGGCUGUCGGUUUCGAAAAGCGGUGCUGGGUGGGGCGUCGGCCGUGGCAGCUCCCCCUGCGCCGCUUGCAGCCUGGCCACGAGGCGGGACACGGGCUGGCUCUUCCUCGCCCUGCUGGCCCUGGAGUGCCUCUGCUCGGCCUUCGCCCUCUCCACCUGCAAGACGGUGGACAUGGAGCUGAUGAAACGCAAGCGGAUCGAGGCCAUCCGGGGCCAGAUCCUCAGCAAACUCAAGCUCUCCAACCCGCCCGAGGUGGACCAAACGGACGUGCCUUUGCCCGAGGAAAUGGUGGCUCUUUACAACAUCACCGCUUACCUGAUCAAGGAGAAGGUGACCGAGGAGCUUCGCGAGACCCCCCAGGAAGAAUACUACGCCAAGGAAGUCCACAUGUUCAAGAUGUUGCCGUCCAACGAUGACAGCUACGGGACACAGUACAAGAGGAACAGCCACAGUAUCUACUUUGGAUUUAACCUGGCCGAGAUCCGUAGUAAACUCCAGAACGCUGAACUGCUGUACCGGGCCGAGCUGAGAAUGCUGCGGGCUUCGGGACCGACGACGUGGGCGCAGCGGGUGGAGCUUUACCAGCAACAGCUUCUGUCUAGCAACGACAGCCUCUGGGAUUACCUGGAUGGACGCAUGGUCAGGCUGACAUCUGAAAAAGAGUGGCUUUCAUUUGAUGUCACUGCUGUCCUCCGGAUCUGGCUUGGGGGUACCGAACCUUUGGGUCGAUUCCGCCUCAGCUCCCACUGUUCCUGUGGAGAAACCACCGAAGAACUGAGAGUGGACAUAGAAGGCACCAAAACAAGGCGGGGGGACCAAGAGAGCCUGAGCCGCACGCAGAAGGUGCCCUACCUGCUGGUGAUGGCGAUGCCACCCGAGCGGGCUGACCAACUACAAAGCCGCCGGCGCAAGCGAGCCACGCCCGGCAUCCAGUAUUGCAGCGAUUCGGCCGAGAAGAACUGUUGCGUGCAGCCCCUCUACAUUGACUUUCGCAAGGAUCUGAACUGGAAGUGGAUCCAUAAGCCCAGCGGAUACUAUGCCAAUUUCUGCAUGGGGCCCUGCCCCUACCUCUGGAGUUCGGACACGCAAUACAGCAAGGUCCUCUCUCUCUACACCCAGCACAAUCCAUCCGCCUCAGCCUCACCUUGCUGCGUCCCAGAUCAACUCGAACCGUUAGGGAUUAUGUAUUACGUCGGCCGCGGCGCCAAGGUGGAGCAGCUCUCAAACAUGGUUGUCAAAUCCUGCCGGUGCAGCUGAGGACAAGGACUCGAACCAUGGACCCAACAAUUCCCCUCUGGGCGGGUUGGAAUCUUUUCAAAACCUAGGCUGAGAACGGGCCCGGGACUGAAGGCAAUUCAGGAUGCCCAUUUGCAACUCCUGAUUUUUUUUUU
Molecule: messenger RNA, 1394 nt
Organism: Heteronotia binoei (common prickly gecko)
Lineage: Eukaryota; Metazoa; Chordata; Lepidosauria; Squamata; Gekkonidae
Gene: TGFB1
Product: transforming growth factor beta 1
Biological process (GO): regulation of cell population proliferation; SMAD protein signal transduction; transforming growth factor beta receptor signaling pathway
Cellular component (GO): extracellular region
Molecular function (GO): type III transforming growth factor beta receptor binding; type II transforming growth factor beta receptor binding; growth factor activity
Source: RefSeq, a predicted model, not a curated record